UAUGUGUGGGGGUUGUGGUGAGAUAGGGAAACAUUUCUUAAUAAAAUGUAAUUGAAUUCAUGCAUUCAUGUGCAUGUCAGCAAUACUUAGCAACUGUUAGGCUUAUUCAUACUGUCUGAUUCUUUAACUCGAUCUGUUUGAGCCCUCUAUAUUGUGUGUCACAAUAAUUUGUAUUGCAUAACUGUCAUAGUGCUGCACGUACGGUGUUAACUAAGCAUUUCUGUUUUUGGUUUCAUUAUCUGUUCUAGUCAUAAUCUGCAUGCCAAACAAACGCAUAUAUGAUACAUCCUCGAACUAGCUAUAAUCAUAAUGUUCAGUGGAAUCGUUGCAAGCUGUUAAAGAUGUACUAUUGUUUCGUAGUGAAACUGUUCCUUACAAUGGCUCUGUCAUCAGUGCAAACUGCAGAAAUAUUAAAUUUCUCUCAGUCAACUGAUGCUGUAGCCCCAGGUGGAAACAUCACAUUCAUUUGCGAGGUAAUUGGUCGCUCUGCGGAGUGGAAAAUCAACGACACUUUUCGAUACCAAUCUGACCCGACUAGGGGCUUCUUUAUUAAUGUCCCUAUAAGGAAUGAUACUAUAUCGGAUUACUUGCUUUUAAGGCUGACUAUCACAGCUUAUGAGUACAACAAUAGUUCGAAAAUAUCUUGUUUUGGUUUUGACCAGGACACCCAACAAGACAAGCUCUUCAUUAUUGCAGGACCACCAUCUGAACCCCAGCCACGAUUCAGUUACACCGAUAACGGUUUGUCACUCACCAUCACUUGGAACAAACCCUUCACCCACACUGGAUUCAACAUCACUGCAUACUCACUGCUAAUUUACAACACGUCUGAUUCCACAAUGAGAAAUGUGACAUUGGGUCAACAACGUAUGUACUAUGUGGAUGUCAUUGAUACUGCCCCUACCAACUGCCACGAGCUACAAUACAUUGUGACAGCAUACAACUCAUUAGGGAGCAAUGCAGCAAGUGUCAUUGCAGGAUAUCCAAUUUCACUUGAUCCUGUUGAAAUUCAAUGGAGAGUUUUGUACAACAGAGACAGUGCACCACACUUGGAGAUAUGGUUUAAACCGGCCUAUGUUUGUUCCUUCCAAGAUGUUGAGUAUACAGUUUAUCUUGAGAACGUUUCCGGAAACUCUACCCUACAAACCUAUGGUGAUGUUUUGUACAGUGUUCAUUCUGGACUGAGUGUUGGAGCUAAUUAUACAGUAAUUAUAGAAGAACGAAGCACAGUAGGACUCACUGUGUCAAGACAAGAUAUUGUUAUUGAAGUACUGCAUUCUCAGAUUCAAAGCACAGUAGAAGCACUGCCUUCUCAGAGUCAUCAACAAGUGCAAAUACAUAACACAGCCAUUGGAGGGCUUGCUGUGUGUUUGGUCGUUUCCCUUGUACUCUUCUUCAUCUUCUUAGCUCUUUACUGCAAGCAAAGGAAAAAAGCAAAAUAUCUAAGAAAAAUCUCGGUUGAUACGGCCAAUAAUGGACGACCAAGCACAUUGCGAACAAGAUCAUCAGCCACAAAACUAAACCCCAUUUACGAAGGAGGUGGUCCUGUAUAUGAGAGUCCUGGUGGAGAACCGUUACGUGCCCUUCUAUCAACUAGCACACCGAGUACUCCCAAUACCCCCCUCGAUAACAAUAACCCACGUUACGUCUUUGAUAUGCCCCCACCAGAUCUUCCACCCCCCAGGAAACUUCAGUUCGUGCUCCCCAACGCUCCAUCCUGUAAUGGAGGGAACCUGGAGGAAGAUCAAGAGAAGGCAGACCUAAAGGUGGCUUUAGAAGAGCCAGAGUACACCAUGAUGAGGCCGAUCCGAGCAGUCAAGCCUUCGCCUUUGAUUUUAUCUACUUAAUUUAUUUUAAUAUACUCAAAAACAUGUAACGUGCGUGUGUGUAGCUGUUCAGAAGUGUAAUAAAAAGGUAGAGAAGACAUUGAAUUUACUUCUUUUUUCAAUUUGGAAUUCCAAUUUUUUUGUUUUGUAGCAUUUAGUGAUUGAGGCCCUGUCACACAGUUUGAAUUAGCUUCGA
Molecule: messenger RNA, 2022 nt
Organism: Halichondria panicea
Lineage: Eukaryota; Metazoa; Porifera; Demospongiae; Suberitida; Halichondriidae
Exons: 8
Coding region: 279-1847 (522 amino acids)
Molecular function (GO): protein binding
Source: RefSeq, a predicted model, not a curated record